GGGGAGCAGAGCUCCACCCUGCCCCUUCGCUGGACACGUGGGCUGUUUAAUUCCAAAGUCUAACAGAGGGCGCUUCGGUAUCGAACGCAGAUUCAGCACAGGCACGGGAGGCAUUAUGGUUCUCUCAUUAAAUUCCAUUGCUGCUGUAUCCCUGAACAUGGGCAUCGGGAAGAACGGGAAUCUUCCUUGGCCCCCGCUCAGGAAUGAGUUUAAGUAUUUUCAGAAAAUGACAGUGACACCUACGCAAGAAGGAAAACAAAAUGUAGUAAUAAUGGGUAAAAGGACUUGGUUUUCCAUUCCUGAGAAGAAUCGCCCUUUAAAAGGCAGAAUUAAUAUAGUACUUAGCAAGGAACUGGUGAAAAUUCCUGAAGGAGCCCAUUACCUGGCCAAAAGUCUAGAUCAGGCAUUAGAUCUUCUGGAAUCACCAGAGUUGGCAAGUAAAAUAGACAUGAUUUGGAUAGUUGGAGGCACUUCAGUUUAUAAGGCAGCAAUGGACAAGCCAGUUCAUCAACGAUUGUUUGUAACAAGAAUCCUGCAUUACUUUGAAAGUGAUACAUUCUUUCCAGAAAUUGAUUUAGAAAAAUACAGGCUUCUACCUAGUUUCCCAGGUGUACCUGCUGAUAUUCAAGAAGAGAAUGGCAUUCAGUACAAAUUUGAAGUGUAUGAAAAGAGCAUCUAGACUUCACAUGAUGUGACAACUCUUUGCUCAAAACAAGCUUCUUAAUUUAAUCCAUUUUGCAGAAUAAAUGCUCUCCUCCCUCAUGUGCUCUCCACGUUGCUUCCCCCCGACAACUGCAGAUGCUGAGAAUCAGACAGGGAACACCAGGCUCUCCUUUGCCCUCCCAGAGACCAAAAUUACAUGGGAGUAAGCUCCACUGAUAAAUGAACCACGUCUCUUUCAUGUAGUAUUCAUCUCUGGCUCACUCUCUUCAGGCUAAUGCAAGUUAUUUGGUGGAGAGGCUUCCUCACAACAAGCACAAUACAGUGUAGAAGCUACAAUGAAAAAGUUGUCUCUUAUGUAUGUGAGACUUCCAUAAGUUCACUGAAAAAUGCAUUCCAUGUUUAUGGCUUACGGAAUAAAUCAUGGGUUUGUUUUUGUUUCAUAAAUAAAAAGGUGUGUUUUGAAUUUCAUUUUUUGUAUGAAUACUCUCUUGGACUACAACUCCCAUCAGCCCCCAACCAGCCACUGAUCAAUGCAUAAGUUUUAGUUUCCAGCCAUUAACUCACAUAAAAUUUCCAUUUUCUGGCAACGGCUCAAACUUUAGGUCUCAUCAAUUUCAUGCUUAAAAUUGAAGUGGAGUUUUUUUUUCUGCUGUUGAUAGUUUUUUUAUGAAAACCAAGAAAAAAAAUAUGUUGCUAGGCAGCAGUCACUUUGCUUAUGAAUCACUGCCUGGAAUAAUUACCAGUGCUAAGAAGUUACUAUAAUCUCCAUUAAGAAUUUUAAAAGUGAGUAAUUUACCAUCAACUUGUGUCGGUCAAUCUCUCCACAGAAUCCUACAGAAUAGGGAAAAAAUGACAAUUGGUGAAAUUGUAUUAAACAUUCCCUGGAUAAUACUAUCUGAUACAUGGUCUUUUCCCCCCUCAGCUGCUCAAACAGAACACUGUUGUCAAAUUAUUUUCUAUAACGUUUUUACUCCUCCACCCUGGUACCAUCUUCCAUUUAGUGCUCUUUUUGUAAUUUUAGAGCAAGCCUUUGUUCAGUUUGCUGCUGAGCUUAUAUCAACAUGUAAAAGUGUGUGUGUGUGUGUGUAAUCCCCAGUUGUACAAAAUGUGUUUUGUUACACUCAACCAACAUCCCAAUUUACUUCAGAGUCCAAAGGUGGUGAGGCAGACCCUACACCUUUCCACCCCAAUUGAGGCAGAUUUUGCUGCCAAUACUGGGGAUCCAAAAAAUCUGAAGUAAUGGUGGCUUGGAUGGUCUCCCAAAUGCCAGGUACCCCUCCAAAAAAACCUCUUUUCCUUUUCCCUUUCAAAGUGUUGUCUCCACCCGCUUCUGGCUAGCUGUACCCACAGCCAAUCAGGGUGAAGCUCUUGCUUUGCAUACUGAGAAUUUUGCCUGUAUUCCAUCAAACUCUGAGUUACCUGUGCCAUCUGUCACAGGUGUUCCUGAUUUUUUUAAAUUACAAAUCAUCUAUGGCUUUAAAAAUAAAUUAUUAUACUAAAUAGAGUUCAACCCUUUUUAUUUUUCUGGAGUUCAAAAAUGACUUAUGAACUUAUGUUCAUCAAUGUAAUUUAAGUCCUGGGGUAUAAAUGCCUAAAUUGUAUUUUAGUACUGAUCUUAAUAUGUCACUGUGCAUUACUGUUUUGUAGUAUUCAGAAUGUCAAAUGUGUGACUGCACUGAGAUUAUUUGUGACAAAGGGUGAUAUAGAAAUAAAUAAAGUAAAUGCAUUU
Molecule: messenger RNA, 2392 nt
Organism: Zootoca vivipara (common lizard)
Lineage: Eukaryota; Metazoa; Chordata; Lepidosauria; Squamata; Lacertidae
Source: RefSeq, a predicted model, not a curated record